UUGAAGAAAGCGCACCAAGAGAUGCUAUUUUAAAAAUAUCUAUUGCAGUGUAAAAGUUCUUGUAUUGUAGUCGCUGAAGUGCUUAAGAUGUCCCCCAGUAUUAAUGCACUAUCGUGUAUCUACUGGAUGUCUAAGCUAAGUUGGCUGCUGGUAUUCAUGUUGGUUUUCUUGCAUAGCGCCACACACGGAUUACCAGGUUUUAAGCUUUCGGAUUGUAUCCUCAGCAAUUCAGAGGAUCCCAAUGAUUGUAAAGUUGGCUUUUUUAAUAUAAAUAUGAACAAAACGAAUUGCCCACCUCGCUUAACCUGUUACCGUAAUAUUACUGAGCCUUGUCAUAUGUAUGGUGGUGGUAACAGUAAUUGCUUGUCACCUUAUGUUUGUGCUUGCCAUAAAUGUCGUGAAGUGUUGACCUUAUGCAACGAAAAUGUGGAAUCGCCAUUAAAUUUGCCAAAGCGUAUGAAACCAAUAUAUCCGGAAUAUUUCUAUUAAGUUGUCAUUAUCAUUUUUAUUGCUGGGACCCCAAAAUUACUUUGAAGGACGAACAAGGAACUAUGUAAAGGACUAACGCGUAAAACUUGAGGAAUAACUUUUAAAACUCUAAAGUACAUUUACCUAAAUAGUAUAUUAAAAGACACAUACUCGGUAUUAUGAAUGUUGAUAACCAUUAUUAUUUAAAUAGUCUUAGUUAAAAUACAUAUAUGAUGCUCUGAGUCGUUGAUAAUAUAAAUGUAAGUAUUAAAUACAUUAAUCAAAUAAAUGUUAUAUAGAU
Zeugodacus cucurbitae (melon fly) is the source of this 769-nucleotide messenger RNA. RefSeq lists its product as uncharacterized. The coding region runs from base 88 to 489 and encodes 133 amino acids. Lineage: Eukaryota; Metazoa; Arthropoda; Insecta; Diptera; Tephritidae. The transcript is spliced from 3 exons. The record is from RefSeq and is a predicted model, not a curated record.